Messenger RNA from Xyrauchen texanus (razorback sucker), 5140 nucleotides. RefSeq names its product protocadherin-19-like. Lineage: Eukaryota; Metazoa; Chordata; Actinopteri; Cypriniformes; Catostomidae. The transcript is spliced from 5 exons. Gene Ontology annotation, biological process: homophilic cell-cell adhesion. Gene Ontology annotation, molecular function: calcium ion binding. Gene Ontology annotation, cellular component: plasma membrane. Bases 1054 to 4338 code for a protein of 1094 amino acids. The record is from RefSeq and is a predicted model, not a curated record.
CAGUGAGCCACAUUUAAGAACUAUAUCAAGAAGUACAUUUCGCUUCAUCCACAGGCUGGAUAUUUUUGACCGAACGCUUUAAUAACGGUGAGGCGAGUCCAGUUGCCCUUACCGAAGCUAGAAUAUGUUUCAUUGAUCUUUCUCAGAGCUUUUAUGUGGAUUUGUUUAAUUCAUUCUGGACUAAGACCAGCUGAAAUACCCUCAUAUAAGAAAUUUACGCCGUUGAGAGAAAUCUCCAGGAUCUUCAGUGGACAAGACACCCACCUUUUGCUCGACUGGGAAUAUCACUGAAUUGCGGUCUGGACUGGUACUUAAUUAAUUUAACUGACAUUGGAAUCUGCGUGGUAUCAUUUGGAUAUAUUUAUGCGGAUCAAGGAGGAGACAACCCAACUUCAGCUCAUUAAACUGAUUGAUUGGGCACCAGAGAUGUUUUAAACUCAAAUUUAUUCCAAGUGAACGAAUGUUUGUCAUGUAUCAUGUAGCCAGACCAUUUAUUUUUUACUUGGAUGCUUUCUUAUAAUUUAUUUCUUUCAUUCACAAGUUGAGGACCUUUCAGUGGACAUUUACAUUUGUAUUGAAUAUUUUUCUCUCAUGGACUCAAACUGAUCGAUUUACAUACAUCUCGGUUACCCUGAACAACGCAAAUGUUCACGGUGAAGCCGUGUUUUUCGUCCAAAAUGUUUUCACAUACGUUAUAUGAAGAAUUAGCCUGUUUACCUUUCCCGCAGAUUUUUCUUUAAAAUAGCGCAAGGCAUGGGCUGGCCUGAUACGAUUUCAGUAGGCUAAAGUAAAUGGAAGUUAUCAACUGCGAAAUCAUGAGUCAGAUGUAUUUCAUUGCAGAUAUAAACAUUUUCGUUCGUUUUAAAGGACAGUGUGACUGAGCGCGAGACACUGAGCUGUGCAUUCGACACAGCUCAUGUUUUUAUUUUUAUUUGUAUUUUUUUAUUCGAUUUAUUGGGACUUUUUUACGUCGUGCCGAACGAACAUAUGUUUAAUUGUUAAUACAUGUCCAUGCAAAUACGCGCUUGAAGACAGACAUCAACAGGUACCAUAAUGCAUUCAAAGGACAUGGAUUUCGUACAAAUGUUUUUGUGCUUUCUCUUGUGUUGGACUAGUGUCGAUGCUGUUUUCAAUUUGAAAUAUUCAGUGGAAGAAGAGCUGCGUGCAGGGACAAAGAUAGCCAACGUGACGGCGGACGCAAAAGUUGCAGGUUUUGUACUGGGAAACCGACAACCUUACUUGCGGGUCAUCUCCAAUUCCGAGCCGCGAUGGGUUAAUCUGAGCCCCGCCGGACUGCUCAUCACAAAACAAAAAAUUGACCGGGACGCUGUUUGCCGACAGACAACGAAGUGUUUUAUCUCGUUGGAAGUGAUGUCCGACUCGAUGGAGAUCUGCGUGAUUAAAAUUGAGAUUAUCGACGUAAACGACAACGCGCCCCGCUUCCCCACCAACCACAUUGACAUAGAAAUCUCGGAAAACGCCGCUCCCGGUACCAGAUUUCCCCUAGAGGGGGCAAGCGAUCCGGACUCGGGGAGCAACGGCAUUCAAACUUACACCAUUACCCCCAAUGAUAUUUUCGGUCUCGAGAUUAAGACGAGGGGAGACGGCUCCAAGAUUGCAGAGCUUGUGGUGGAAAAGACUUUAGACAGAGAAACGCAGUCGCGUUACACGUUUGAACUCACAGCUGAGGAUGGCGGGGAUCCCCCAAAGUCUGGGACUGUGCAACUUAACAUCAAAGUAAUUGACUCGAAUGACAACAACCCCGUUUUCGACGAGCCAGCAUACACUGUAAACGUGCUGGAGAAUUCGCCCAUUAACACAUUGGUCAUUGACUUGAAUGCUACGGAUCCAGACGAAGGAACCAAUGGCGAGGUGGUUUACUCAUUCAUAAACUUUGUCUCCAACCUGACCAAACAGAUGUUUAAAAUCGACCCCAAAACAGGUGCUAUAACCGUGAAAGGCGUGUUGGACCACGAAGAAUUGCACGUCCACGAAAUAGAUGUACAAGCCAAAGAUCUGGGUCCAAACUCGAUCCCUGCCCACUGCAAAGUGAUUGUCAAUGUCAUAGACGUCAAUGACAACGCACCAGAAAUCAAACUGUUGUCAGAAAACAGUGAGAUGGUAGAGGUCAGUGAGAACGCACCUCUAGGAUAUGUAAUAGCACUGGUGAGAGUCUCAGACAACGAUUCGGGAGCGAAUGGAAAAGUGCAGUGCAGACUGCAGGGAAAUGUGCCUUUCAGACUCAAUGAGUUUGAGAGCUUCUCCACCUUACUUGUUGAUGGCCGGCUGGAUAGGGAGCAGAGAGAUAUGUACAAUUUGACUAUUCUAGCCGAGGACAGCGGAUAUCCCCCGCUUAGAAGCUCAAAAUCGUUUGCAGUUAAAGUAACGGACGAAAACGACAAUCCCCCGUACUUCACCAAACCACAUUAUCAAGCCAUGGUCCUCGAAAAUAAUGUCCCAGGUGCGUUUCUUCUGGCGGUGUCCGCCAGGGACCCUGACCUGGGCAUGAACGGCACCGUUUCGUACGAAAUCAUCAAAUCGGAGGUGCGGGGGAUGUCUGUGGAAUCGUACGUCACCGUCAACUCCAACGGUGAAAUCUAUGGGGUCAGGGCUUUUAAUCACGAAGAUACGCGGACCUUUGAGUUUAAAGUCUCAGCAAAGGAUGGGGGAGAUCCACCAUUGACCAGCAACGCCACCGUGCGCAUCGUCGUACUGGAUGUAAACGACAACACACCUGUGAUGACAACCCCGCCGCUGGUUAACGGCACUGCGGAGGUGUCCAUUCCCAAAAAUGCUGGAGUUGGUUAUUUGGUUACUCAAAUAAAAGCCGAUGAUUACGAUGAGGGGGAAAAUGGAAGGUUAACAUAUUCCAUAUCAGAGGGAGAUAUGGCAUACUUUGAAAUAGACCAGAUAAACGGUGAGAUGCGAACCACAAAGACAUUUGGGGAGAACGCCAAGCCAUCCUACCAAAUAACAGUAGUGGCGCACGAUCACGGCCAAACUUCCUUAUCUGCCUCUGCCUAUAUUGUAAUUUAUCUUUCCCCUGAUCUGAAUGCACAUGAGCAAAUAGGACCCGUCAACCUGUCGCUCAUUUUCAUCAUUGCCCUUGGUUCAAUUGCUGUGAUCCUGUUUGUCACUAUGAUCUUUGUUGCAGUCAAGUGCAAAAGGGAUAACAAGGAAAUCCGAACAUACAACUGCAGUUUCUUGUACCUGCGCAGGGUGGCGGAGUACUCCUACGGCAACCAGAAGAAGACCAGCAAGAAGAAGAAGCUGAGCAAGAACGACAUCCGGCUGGUGCCGAGGGACGUGGAGGAGACUGACAAGAUGAAUGUGGUGAGUUGCUCGUCUCUCACCUCUUCGCUCAACUACUUCGACUACCACCAGCAGACUCUGCCACUGGGCUGCAGGCGCUCCGAGAGCACCAUCCUCAACGUGGAGAACCAGAACUCAAGGAAUGCUGCACCCAACCAUGGCUACCACCAUACCUUCACAGGGCAGGGCCCUCAGCAGCCUGACCUCAUCAUCAACGGCAUGCCGCUGCCUGAGACGGAGAAUUAUUCCAUCAACUCCAGUUAUGUAAACAGCAGAGCACAUCUAAUUAAAAGCACGUCAACAUUCAAGGACAUGGAAGGAAAUAGUCUAAAGGACAGUGGGCAUGAGGAGAGUGAUCAAACUGACAGUGAACAUGAUGUUCAGAGAGGGCACUACGCUGACACUGCUGUCAAUGACGUACUUAAUAUGACUGUACCUCCAAACAACUCACAGUUACCUGACCAAGAUCAGUCUGAGGGGUUUCACUGCCAAGAUGAGUGUCGUAUCCUGGGCCACUCGGAUCGCUGCUGGAUGCCUCGCAUGCCAAAGCCGGCCAGAGCGAAGUCUCCCGAACACGGCCGCAAUGUUAUUGCUCUGUCCAUUGAGGCCACCACCAUAGAUGUACCUCAUUAUGAGGACUGUGGCACCACCAAAAGGACUUUUGCCACCUUUGGCAAAGAUGGGCCAGAUGAAGAGCGGGGCGAACAGAGGAUCAGGCGGCAAACGGCAGAGCCAGCCAUCUGCAGCCCAAAAACCAACGGUGCCAUCCGCGAGGCUGGAAACGGUCGAGAGGCUGUCAGCCCCGUCACCUCCCCUGUGCACCUGAAGAGCCCCCAGUCCAAGCCACCCUCCACCUACAACACGCUGAAGUGUCGUGAUGCAGAGCGCAUAGCCAACCACAGCAUGCUGCGGCAGCCGGAGGGAAAGGACAGUGAGCCGGCAAUGCGGGAGAUCAACACGCUCCUGCAGGACGGCCAUGAGAAGGAGUCCCCCGGCAGUAAACGCCUAAAGGACAUCGUGCUUUAACUGGCUCCCAUGUAUACACAGAGAGCAUACACUAUUCUGAGUGUGUGUUGCCAUGUGUAUAUGUGUAUUUGUGUGCUUUUGAAAGUGUCAAGCUGAAUGAGCCGGGGAAGGAAGACAUAUUUGCAGCACAACAUAUUCUCAAGAGUAUGAAGUAAACCAGAGACGAACAAACUAAGCUGAAAAUGUGUAUGUGAGCUCAGACUGUCAUUGUGGCUUGUUAGUAACAGCAAUGCUUGCAUAUUUGUCGCAAUUUUCUGUCUGCAGUGGACAGGCUGGUUACUGUGUGCUGCGUGACAAGAUCAGCCCCGUCCUCGCAUCUUACCCUUAGGAGAAAGACCUUCCAGUGCACCGCUGGUGACACCUGAGUAAAGUCAUGCCUUGUAGACUUUAAAGAGACUUCUUUCUUAUAAUGCCUUCUUUGGUAAGCAGUUUUUGUUUCAGCUGCCAAACCGCUCACUGUUCCUGAAGAGAAUGUGGGUCUCUCAGAUGCUACAGAUAGUGACUUACAUUAGCAGGACUCUUGCCGUCUGACGUGCUGUCCAACUGCACUCUCGCAACGUUGUCUGAUUACGGGAGAGCGCACAAGAAUUCUCCUGCAGAUCUCAUUUCAUUUCAGUGGCUUCUCACUGGUCUGAUAAGACGAGCCUUCUCUGUAUCCCUCAAGACAUUUCAAUGUCAGAAAACCAUGAGCUCAUUACAGUGCUUAUUUUCUAUCACAGAUGGAGCUAAAUGACAUUGUGCUAUCAGCUCAAGCUCACUGAAAAACUGGAAUAGGGAGAGAGACUGAUCCCCAAGACUUCAA